GCAGUACCGUAUUUCAAAGAACAGCGCGCAUAACUUUUUCAAUUAACCACACCCUUUGCACUAUGACAUCAACCCAUAAGAUCCUUUUACUUCAGUGUAAACGGAAGUGACCAAGAACACAUUCCACGAAAUCGUUUUUGUUAUUUAGACGCUUAUUACCAACCUGGAACUCAAAAUAUGACUAAUUUAACUGCACAGCAUUACAUUAGUUACCUCAGGUAGUGUUUAAUUCGCGUUGGAGACAGGACUUGGUUGAUAGCUAGCAAGCGUUACCUAAAACUGCUAACAAUGGCUAACUGUAUGGUUUUUCACACUCAAAUAGCCUCCAUCAUGGAGGUACUAGCAAAUGCAGCCGUGGCAGACAUCUGUAAACUCGUAGACGACGACUAUGCAGUGUUUCGUUUGGAAAUUACUCAAAGCCAUAAAGAAAACCGAGGAUUGCGGAGGAAACUACAGCUGCUGGAACUGAAGAUGGCACGAGACCGCGUCCUCGCUAGUCGUCCCAGUAGUGUGAAACUCCUCGACCGAUAUAGAGGAUUGGCAAGAGGUGAAGGACAUCUCACUCGAGGCCACAGGAGCUUUGUGAAGCCAGCGGCACAUAACGUGUGUAGAGAUGACCAACCCAUCACUGUUGAUGAGGGGAGUGGAACCUCAACCCAGCAUGUUAUCGUGAUCGAGUCUGCAGAUGCAGAUGCUGCUGGUCCUGGGGUCAAGCUGGAGAGGUCUGAAGGAGACGAGGACCCACGGAACAGCAGAGACUACCAGACUGGAGCGUCCCAUGUAGCCAUGGAGGACCCCACCACCACCGUUCCCCAGCCCAGGACCCGACUCAGAAUCACGGAGGAGGAGGAGGGUCCAGAGGUGUUGCUGGUGAAGGAGGAGGGUCUGGGGAACCCUGAGGGGACCAUGGUCAUGGAGGACAACCAGACGACACCUCCUCCUGAACCCACAGAGGAACCAGCUAGGCAGCACAGGACCACACACAGUCUCACUGAGUCAGUCAACAUGGAGGAUGGGAAGCCUGAUCUGCUGCUGGUCAAAGAGGAGCCAUUAGAAGACGAACCAGAGAGCAUUGAUCUGUUGAGUGGACUGAAGAUGGGGGAGCAAGGUGGAUGGCUGGAGGCUAACAGAGGAGACUGGGUGGCCAUCUUGGAUUCCCAGACUCAGAUGGGUGCAGCCAAGGGCCCAGGGGAUAAUGUCACUGAGCAGUACAGGACUAGAGGCGAUAUAGUGGAGGUCAGUGGAUGGGACAGUGUCCUCAACUCUGGGCUGGGGAACAACACUGUUAACCACAACCAGAAAAAGACAGUCGAACACAAAACAACAACCAAACUUAGUCUCCAUGACAACAGACUGGCUGAGACCAGGGCGAGGCGUAGAUUUGGUCUGCAGGUACGGGGAGGUGUCCGUGUGUGGCGGGAGAGAACAGACACAGACUUGGCAAGCGAUGUUCCGUCCUGCUCCUAUAGUUGUGAUUCAGAGAGACUGAUGGCACCUCAGGUUACCCCCCUAACAGAUGCUGCCUUCAGUCUGCCUUCUAUAGGAUCUAUCCACUGGAACAUGGACCCUGCGACAUCACAGACACUCCCUGGCCUUCGUCCUCCUCACACUCUCCUGUUAAACCAGACCUCAGACAAUGCCAAUGCCUCAACACUAAAUGGCUACACAAGCCCAUUGACAAAUGGCAGUAGUAGUAACACUGUCAGUAGAUCCGGUGGCAAAGAGAAGCGCUUCCCGUGUUCAUUCUGUGGGAAAGCUUUCAGUUUCCCCAAACAGAUGGAGAUCCACCAGAGGAUGCACACAGGGGAGAAACCAUUUGGCUGCCACCUGUGCCGGGCUAGUUUCUCCCAAUUGUCCAACCUGAAGAGGCACCAGAGAGUCCACACAGGGGAGAAACCCUACAGCUGUCUCCAGUGUGAGAAGAGGUUCUCACGCCAGCACGAUCUCAAGAUGCACCUGAAGGUCCACACUUGAGAGAGGCUGUUCACCUGUACGCACUGCAGGAAAAGGUUUUCAGAGAGGAGCUACCUCAGGAUACACCAACAGAAAAUGCACAUGGUCCAUGAAUAGGGUACACCACGUCAUUUCAACAUGUAGAAUUGGGUAAUAUUUGGUAUUUGGUAGAUACAUUGAUCUAUUUUCACCUACUCAAAAUGACAGCUAAAAGUUUGUUGAAUUCCCCAUGUGUUAUCACAAUGCUUUCAAUUAUCUAAAAGUGAAACCAAAUUCCAAUGGAAAAAUCUGUUAGAUUUUUGGUUUCGUAUUCACCUAUGUGUUGUCACUGAGCUUUCAACCAUUUGAAAUCACACUGAAGUUCAAAUGGGAAUACAUUGUCAGAUAUUGUUAAUUUAUACAACAACUUAAUGUGUUAUGACUGUGAUUGAUCUAAAAGCACUACCAAAUGACCACUAUUGUUGUCCACCGCAUUCAGCCAAGUGUGUAACAUCCUAAGGUGUCUGAAAAUAGUGGUGGAAAAUGUUGUUUUAUUUAGUCAGUACACGUAUCACCCCCCCCCCCCCCCGCGGCUCACCAUUUAAAGCUAGUUAAGGAGGAAAAUUAUGCCAUUUCAGCCUGAAUGGAGGACGCUUUAUGUACGAGCCGGUCCACAGGGGAAACGAGUGUAUUACCGGGAACGCACAUCAAACCUAGACGAUAGUGCAGAUCUAGCGGCCACUAUCGGCUGGCUGUCCUGUAGUGGUGCACUAUAGUGGUGCAAUUGCCCUCAUACUUGAGACACUGGCGAUCUCAUAAAACAACUAUCUUAACUUGAAAUUGGUGCUGACUAUUCGGAUAUCUCUCUUAGCAACCUAGAUGUUGUUUCAGCAAUAAGGCAUGAGAGGGAAUUAUCAGGAAUUAUCCUGUGAUAACUCCCGACUAAGGGCUGUUCUUAUUCUCAAGGCAAAGCCAAGGGCUGGGGAAACAGCCCUUAGGAGCUAGUUAUCACACAAUAAUUCCCAGGUUCUCGUGCCUUAUUUCUUUCAUAAAACGUUUGCCAACAUCCACUACCUUUCAAAGGUUUGGGGUCACUUAGAAAGAAAAGCAUUCAUGUUCAUUUGACAUGAAGUUGUAUGUUAUAUAAUGUUGAACCUUUUCCAAAGUAUUCUAAAAUGAAUUUGAUCAAAGCGAGCGUACCAGAUUUACAGAAAUGGUCAAGUGUUACCAUAGUGAGAAGUUAUGUCACAUAUGGUUUUGUACAAUAAAAAGUAUUCUAAUGCCAUUUUGUUUAAAACCUACAUUGAUUCUGCUGACUAACUUGGUUAUUUUGUAUCAUUGCAGACUGUUUGGACCUUUUUAUAUAUAUACAAAUAAUAAACUCCAAUAGCUCCAUGUUAGGUUCUUGAA
Messenger RNA from Salvelinus fontinalis (brook trout), 3342 nucleotides. Its product is annotated as zinc finger protein 707-like. Gene Ontology annotation, cellular component: nucleus. The record is from RefSeq and is a predicted model, not a curated record. Bases 289 to 1974 code for a protein of 561 amino acids. The transcript is spliced from 6 exons. NCBI's taxonomy places the organism in Eukaryota, Metazoa, Chordata, Actinopteri, Salmoniformes, Salmonidae.